CACAAGUAACUAAAAACUAAACUAAUUGUAAGUCUGUCUAUUUGAUUGAUCGGUUUUUAAAAUACUCAAAAGAAAAACUAUUUGGUCUAUUCCUAUAAGUUCCUUGGGUUCUUUUCAAAUAUAUUAUUUAAUUUGUAGCAUAAAUAUAUUAAAAAGAAACCUAUUUUAUCGAGCACCUCUUAAGAGAACUUUUGACAUGGCGGCCGGUGUUAAUCGAGAAAUCUCAAAAGUCAUAAACGCCUCAGAGUGCCACCGUCUAACCGAUCUAUGAAUAAACAGCGAUCCAUAUAGAUUGGCGUUGCUCAAUUGCUAUUGUCCGGCGAAAGUUUGAGCGACUUAUCGUGGCUACAAAAACUCAGCCGCACCGCAGCCACGGGCUCAGUUGGUGUACGGAAUCCACGAUGAUCACGGAAAUUCUCCUGGCAAUCUGCACCGCGGUGUUCCUCUGCCUUUCGUAUCGAUAUGCAGUCGGUCGACCCUCCGGCUUUCCACCUGGUCCUCCGAGGAUUCCGAUGUUCGGCAGCUACCUCUUCAUGCUGAUCAUCAACUUUAAGUACCUGCACAAGGCGGCUCUGACCCUCAGUCGGUGGUAUAAGUCGGAUAUCAUCGGACUGCAUGUGGGUCCCUACCCGGUGGCCGUUGUCCACAGCGCGGAUGGAGUGCGCGAGAUUCUCAACAACCAGGUGUUCGAUGGACGGCCUAAGCUUUUCGCGGCCGCCAUGCGUGAUCCUGGCCAAGAUGUGCGAGGCAUCUUUUUCCAGGAUGGCGCCCUUUGGAAGGAGCAGCGUCGCUUCAUCCUGCGUUAUUUGAGGGACUUUGGCUUCGGACGACGCUUCGACCAACUGGAGCUGGUAAUCCAGGAGCAGUUGAACGACAUGCUGGAUCUCAUUCGCAACGGCCCGAAGUAUCCGCAUGAGCACGAGAUGGUGAAACCCGGAGGAUACCGCGUGCUCCUGCCGCUGCUCUUCAAUCCAUUCUCGGCCAACUCUAACUUUCACAUUGUGUACAAUGAGUGCCUGAGUCGCGAGGAAAUGGGCAGAUUGGUGAAACUCUGCCAGAUGGGCAUGCAGUUCCAGAGGCAUGCGGACGACUACGGCAGAAUGUUGAGCAUCAUGCCCUGGAUCCGCCACAUUUGGCCCGAGUGGAGUGGCUACAACAAGCUGAAUGAGUCCAACCUAUUUGUGCGCCAAUUCUUCGCCGACUUUGUGGAUAAAUAUCUGGACAGCUACGAAGAUGGUGUCGAGCGCAACUUCAUGGAUGUCUACAUCGCUGAAAUGUGUCGUGGUCCGGGCUAUGGUUUCAACCGGGAUCAGAUGAUCAUGGGCCUGGUGGACUUUUCCUUUCCGGCCUUCACUGCCAUCGGAGUGCAGCUAUCGCUCCUCAUCCAAUACCUCAUGCUCUAUCCGGCAGUACUCCGUCGAAUUCAGAGCGAGAUCGACGAGGUGGUGGGAUACGGACGUCUGCCCACCCUGGAGGAUCGCAAGAAUCUGCAUUUCACGGAGGCCACUGUUCGCGAGGGUCUGCGCAUCGAAACGCUGGUUCCCUCGGAUGUGCCGCACAAGGCACUGGAGGACACCGAAUUGCUGGGCUACCGGAUACCCAAGGACACCAUUGUCAUGCCCAGCCUGUAUGCCUUCCACUCGGACUCCCGUGUUUGGACGGAUCCGGAGCAGUUCCGGCCGGAGAGGUUCCUGGACGCGGAGGGAAAGCUCAGCCUGAAGCUGGAUGUCUCGCUGCCCUUUGGAGCGGGAAAACGGCUCUGUGCCGGCGAGACAUUUGCGCGCAACAUGCUCUUCCUGGUGACGGCGACCAUGUGCCAGCACUUUAACUUCGUCCUGGGCCCCAAUGAUCGGUUGCCAGAUCUCUCCCAGAACCUCAAUGGACUGAUUAUUUCGCCACCCGAUUUCUGGGUGCAAUUGCAGGAUCGACAGUGAAAGUAUCCAAGAUAGAGCUUAGUGAUUUUAAGACAAAGUAAUUUUACUAAUUUAGAUAUUGGUUAAAACGAAUCUUUCCACGUGGCUAGUUUGCAUAGAUGGCUUUUGAGGAUAACUGCCAAUAUUACUAUAUGAAGCACAA
This is a messenger RNA of Drosophila erecta, 2076 nucleotides long. RefSeq names its product probable cytochrome P450 304a1 (gene Cyp304a1). The record is from RefSeq and is a predicted model, not a curated record. The transcript is spliced from 4 exons. Gene Ontology annotation, molecular function: iron ion binding; monooxygenase activity; heme binding. NCBI's taxonomy places the organism in Eukaryota, Metazoa, Arthropoda, Insecta, Diptera, Drosophilidae. The coding region runs from base 402 to 1934 and encodes 510 amino acids.